Vicia faba (fava bean) is the source of this 297-nucleotide messenger RNA. The record is from the annotation of a GenBank genome assembly. Lineage: Eukaryota; Viridiplantae; Streptophyta; Magnoliopsida; Fabales; Fabaceae.
AUGAUUUAUGGUAGAUGUGCCGCUUGCAAGAGUCAAAGAAGAAAAUGUCCUUCUGAUUGCAUUUUCUUUCCUUAUUUCCCUGCCAAUGAUCCUCAAAGAUUUGCUUAUGUUCACAAAAUCUAUGGUGGUAGCAAUGUUGGAAAAAUGCUUAAGCAAUUGCCUUAUUAUGUAAGAGAGCAUGCUGCAAAUAGUUUGUAUUUAGAAGCAAAAUAUGAAUCAAACCUCAAUUUGAAGUUUGUGAUGCCACAAAGUAACUACAUGGCACAGUUUCAAUGGCCUAAUCAAACUCCUAAUUGA